GUGUAAGUGAAACGGUUCGUGAGGUCACAACACGAGAUACGGAGAAUACUUGGUAUCUACCUUACAGUACCUUACUAGACAUGAUAGGUGGAGCGAUAUAUUAUAUAAGAUCAUCAGCUCCGAGACCUAUUCCUGACUUUCUGGUCCAACCAACAGAAUGCCCUGCCAACUCAGGUUCGUCUGAAGGUCAAGGACAACGCCGGAACCUCACGACUUAGUCAAGAUAUCAUCUCCUACAUUGACACCGUCCUAUCCACGUUCUCUACACACCAGCAAAGAAGCAGCAAAGAGACGCACAACCAUGGCGCACCCACAAAGUGCCAAAGUGAGCGAGGAAAUUCUUCAAGACCUCAGUGGCACAGAAUAUGCAUGCUCCUCGCUGGAGCCGCUAUCGGGAGGGACAGCCAACUUCCUCUUCAAGGGCAUUCUCACCAGGCGUCUGCCCGAUGGGACGCAAGAGGUAGCCGUCAAGCACGGAAAGGCUUUUGUUGCCUCGAUGCCCGAUUUCCAGCUUUCCACAGCACGUUGCCGGGCCGAAGUAGAGUGCUUGAAGGCCUUUGAAGAGCUACUAGUGCCGCCACCGCUACCGCCACCGCAGCCGACGGCGACAGACCAGACCUCCCCGUUCACUGUCCGAGCGCCCAGGCUUCACCACUUCAGCGCCACCACCAACACCCAAGUCCAGGAGUAUCUGCCCAACGCGCUGAGCCUGAAGGACUACGCGCUCAAGCAUUUCUCCGCGUCGGCGGCACCGGCGGCGGCGGCGUCCAGGAAGCCGCUCUGCUUGGAACUCGGACGGAGCCUGGGCGGUUGGCUGCGCGACUUCCACCAGCGCGCGUCGUCCCUGCUGCGGGACGUGGUCAGCGCGAACGAGCCGAUGCAGCAGCUGAAGCACUACGUGAACUAUGGGACGCUGGUGGACACGGUCGCCAAUUUUCCCUCCAUCCUUGGCGAUGCAAAGGAGACGUUCGAGAAGAUCAGGGAGGUGACGGCCCAGGAGCUGCAGGGCCCGGAUCUCGGGGUCAUCCACGGCGAUUUCUGGACUGGCAACGCUCUCUUGUCAGACGAACCGCUAACGGAGGGGGCCAAGACAACCGUCUUCAUCGUGGACUGGGAGAUGUGCCAGUUAGGCGUGGCCCCCGUGGACCUGGGCCAGAUGAUUGCUGAGCUCUACGAGCUUUCGCUGUUCAAGGGCACGGACGAGGGGAAAUGGCUGAUCGAAGGGUUCGCGGCGGGCUACGGCCACGUCGAUGACCAGUUUGCCUUCCGCACCGCGCUCCAUGUCGGCACCCAUCUUGUCGCCUGGGGCAGCCGCGUGCCCGGCUGGGGCUCGGAGAUGCAGGUGCAGCAAGUCGUCGGCCUGGGCAAGGAGGUGAUCCUGCAUGCCUGGCAUCAAGACCGUGCCUGGUUUGAAGCGGGCGAUCUGGCGUGUCUGUUUGCCAGCACUCAGUGAUAAGGUAUCCGUUAGGAGAGGAGACUCGAGUGUCAAAUAUCUCGGAUAUCCAAUGUGGCAAUUAGGUAGCUAUGAAACGUACAGAUGAACGGUUGGCAGUGGGAUGGAGAUCAUGGCAUGCUUGCGCUCGGUCGAUGCAUUUACUGGGUGGCCCAUCAUUCUCAUCAUGGAAGCCAGCCACUGGCAGUAACCCUUUCGAUGAAAGUCCGGUAACAUUUCUGAGUAAGGCUGCUUAUGAGAGAUUUCCAUGAUGAUAUAGUCCUCUAAAAUACUCCAAUUGGGGAAUAUCA
Chaetomium strumarium is the source of this 1743-nucleotide messenger RNA. Its product is annotated as kinase-like domain-containing protein. NCBI's taxonomy places the organism in Eukaryota, Fungi, Ascomycota, Sordariomycetes, Sordariales, Chaetomiaceae. The record is from RefSeq and is a predicted model, not a curated record. The coding region runs from base 302 to 1453 and encodes 383 amino acids. The transcript is spliced from 3 exons.